Molecule: messenger RNA, 1580 nt
Organism: Rhizophagus irregularis DAOM 181602=DAOM 197198
Lineage: Eukaryota; Fungi; Glomeromycota; Glomeromycetes; Glomerales; Glomeraceae
Source: RefSeq, a predicted model, not a curated record
GGAGAAGAAUCGGGUUCAGAUUCGGAUGAUGAAGUUGAGAUUAAUGAUAACGAAGAUGAUACACCUUCUCAACGUCUUGCCAGUUUUCCUGCUAAUUUUCGCGUCAUGUAUAUUGGACAAAAUGUUUCUAAUUCAUGUAAACAUAGCAUUUUCUCCAAAAUAAGCGAAAGUAUGUCGCAAAUUUUUUGGGAUGAAGCAGAUGGUGUUAUGCCAACAAAUGAUAUUGGUUUAGAAAGGAGACUUGUUAUAUGUCCAGUAAGAAAUCUUCCUGAAGAUGGUAGACCUCAAUUUGAAUACCUUCUGGACUUAGGAGUCGCAAUUUAUGAGGCUGAUCUCACGGAUAGAUCUGAUGGAUAUUUCUCUAGAGCAUCAGAAUACUUGCAGAAGACAUUUGCAGAGAAUGAUCUAGACAAUUUGGUUGAUUUAUGUAUUGUUUUCGUACCUCAGGAUGUUGACCGUUUCCCUAAUGAACUUUUACUUACAAUGAGGAAAUUACAAGAGAAAGUUACUUUAUUACCAAUCAUUACCGUGAGUGAUAAUGAGCUUACUUUCACGAAUGAAAGGGAAAAAAAACGUCGAGCAAUUGUAAAAUUGAUCGAAGACAAUGGGAUUAAAAUAUUUACAUGGAAAGCCGAUCAAAUGAUUGAAGAUAGAAGAGAUCAUAGAUGGGUGGAAACUGUAUAUACUAAAAAUUUUUUGAUCGUAAACGAAUUUAUUUUUUUUGACAACCAAGCUAUUUACGACGAUUUUCAACUUUUACGUUCACGUGCUAUUGAAUUCAGAAAGGAUCGACUUAAUAAAGAACGUGCAAAGAAACGGUCUCGAUAUUUCGAUAAAUUAGUUGACAGUUCUAAAAACAUUAUUAAUACCUGUGCGGCUUUUUAUAUAAUUUAUUUGUUUGUUACUUGUAUCUGGCAUUAUGCAGAGUGGUCAGUUAUUCCUUCUGAUUUGGCAUCAUCUCUUCAAGCUGUGUCAAGAGCGUCUUUAAAAGCCCAAAAUAAAAUUGUGCCUCAAACAAUACCUCUCGAUAAUGGUGAAACUCAACCUCUUAUUGAAGUAUUUCAAGAAUCUUCGAAUAGAUUCAUGUUUAAUAUAUUGAAUAAAAAACAAUAUUUUGAAAAUCGAAAUGACUUUGAAGUUGUUGUAACACAAAAUUUGGGCCGUUAUGAUGUCCAGGAAAUUGGCAAUAGUCGAUACAUGUUUGACAUUGAUACUACUGGCUCAAAAGGUGAAGUUUUGGUCGAAAUUAAAGAAAAGAAUGGAUCAUCGAUAAAAAUCGUAACCUGGGUACCGAAGGAAGAUAAAACAAAGAGUAAUGAUAUUGAAAAUCAUGAGAAGGAGUCUACUCUUUUGGAUUCAUAUUCUACAUAGAUCAUUUAAUUCCGGCCAAAUUUAAACAAUCACGUGACACCGGUGCCGGCGAUAAAUAGCAAACUCCUUAUAUUUUUCUGAUAAAAUUACUGUAUUAUAUUAAAAAUACAUUGAAAGUUAUUUCUUUAGAAUAUUAUAAAAAAUCUAUCAAUAGUAUAUCUUAUAUAAUUAAAGAGUUAUUUUUUGCAAAUGGAAAUAGAAUUUAUUAU